ACCUGCUUCAUCAAAAUGAUUAUGGAACCGCCCAACAUUAUUAUGACUUUCAUUUCUGACAUUAUUGUUUUUUUUUCUCGAUUCUUGAUAUCAAAUUAUCAAUAUUAAUAUUUCUUCUCCAUUAUGAUUAAAAAGGUAAUACAGCUAUGUGUUUCUAACCCACGUUCACUUAGCUUGCUAAUCUUAAGAAAAAUGUUAAGUAAAAUGCAACGGAUGAUGAUAUUUAACAGUGAGAAAGAGGUGUGAGCCCAUAUAUUUACAGUCAACGAUCAAUAGAGAGAGAGAGAGAGAGAUAAAAGAGUGUGGUGUAGCUAAGCAUUCAUAAUAGGACAUGAAUGAUCUUGAAAUAAAAAUCCCCUUAAUCUUCAACAUAUAUUAAUGGUAGUGUGAGUUCAGUGAGACUACUAGUAAGAUCAUCUCCAUCGCUGGUUUAUAAGGGGUUCAUAACGAAGCCUCUUACCCGCUUUUGAUUAAAAAAAUAAUAUAAUUAAGUGAGAUGGUUAGAGGUGCCUCUUAAAUAACAAUUUUAAGGGGUGAACUCUAAAAUACGUGGCAUCUGCUUUUCCCCUAGUUUCGUUGAGUGAAGAAAAAAAUUGGUUAUUCGACGCGAUAGAAAAAAAAAAAACACAGAGAAGGCGAUUCGGGAGCGUCUUUGUUCUAAGGUAAAUCAAUACGAAAAUCGAUUCUUCUAGUUGUUUAGCCGUCGAUUUAUGGAUUGGUACUUGUUCGAUGUUGUUUUCCUGUGAUUGAUUAACAAAUCGAUUUAGGGAUCGAGUUGAAAUAAGGGUUUUCGUCAGGGUUCAAAGACGAUUUGGGAUUUGGGGCGUUCGUCUUCAUAACCGCUUGAUUUCGAUUAGAUUAGGUAUUCAAAUCGAUAGAGGGUUCGUUUUCAAAUUAGGUUUUCAAAUUAGAUUUUGGAAUUGGUGCUUUCGUCUUUGUUUAUUUCUUGUUAAUGCCCCAAUCUGUUUUCGACAGCAUUGGAGGUUAGCUCAUGGAUCCUAAUGAAGAGAGGAGAUCUAUGAAGGCGCUUAAGGCCCACUUCGAUACCCUGCAUUUUGUAACAGACUCGAUGCAAGGAAUUCAAGAACGGUGUGCAUGUGGGCAACGCUUAGUUCGCGAGAGAGCUCCAGCAGAAGUGUUUGACUACCUACCAGGGAAGAGAUUCUUCACCUGCAAGGAGUACAAAGAUGAUGGGAUGCAUUACAGGCAGCCGUGGGUCUGUGCAGUCGAGGAAGAGCUAGGUUUCAUGAAAACGAGGGUGGAAAAAUGUGAAGAGUAUAAAUCCCUGGUGGUGAAGCUGGAAGUCGAGAAUCAGGAGUUGAAAGCAGAGGUGGAGAAGCUCAUAGCCCGAGUGUCUCAGCUUGAGUAUGCGCAUAAGGUUUUUGAUGACAUUAUCUAUGGUCGAGCUCCAAGAGUUGAAUUCACCGUCAACGGUCACAAGUAUAAUAGGGCCUACUACCUCACCGACGGUAUAUAUCCAAAGUGGCCUACCUUUAUCCAAUCCAUCUCUAUUCCUCAAGGUCCAAAGGACGUGUUAUUUGCAGAACGUCAAGAAGCCGCCAGAAAAGAUGUCGAGCGUGCAUUUGGAGUCUUGCAAACUCGUUUUGCAAUUUGGAAGAAGAACGAGAUGGAUACAUUCGAUACGAUAUAUCCGAAUUCGUUGAAGGAGAAACAAGCAGAAGUUCAGAGGUAG
Brassica rapa (field mustard) is the source of this 1693-nucleotide messenger RNA. RefSeq lists its product as uncharacterized. The record is from RefSeq and is a predicted model, not a curated record. Lineage: Eukaryota; Viridiplantae; Streptophyta; Magnoliopsida; Brassicales; Brassicaceae.